This is a messenger RNA of Prosopis cineraria, 2002 nucleotides long. Its product is annotated as U-box domain-containing protein 7-like. The transcript has 3 exons. Gene Ontology annotation, molecular function: protein binding. The record is from RefSeq and is a predicted model, not a curated record. The coding region runs from base 132 to 1658 and encodes 508 amino acids. NCBI's taxonomy places the organism in Eukaryota, Viridiplantae, Streptophyta, Magnoliopsida, Fabales, Fabaceae.
AAAGGCCAAAGUAGCCAAGGAACACAGAAACGUGGACUCAGCUGCCCUCUCCGUACUGAGCUCUAUGGAAAGAAGUGAUAAUACUCAUUAGAAUAAUAGGAUGGCAAUGUAGGUCACCGGUCCGCCGGAAAAUGGCAAAGUAUCACCGGAACAACGUCGGAUCUCUAGUUCUCGACCAUCACGAUCCUGCCAGGAAUACAACAGUCAGCGCUAACCACCGCAUAUGGAACGCCUUGUCCGCUUCAACAAUACGUCGUAUCAUUUUUGACGCUGUCAGCUGCGGUGGUGGCUCUCGGCAUCACCGCCACCACCGUAAUGACUUUGCCUCCACUCCCUCGCCGAUUUCAUCAGACUCCGGGAACUUUAAGGACAAGUCGCAAGAACAGGGUGCUUCCAAGUCUCAGCGGAAACCAAAUGCAAAGUCGGAGAAACUAUCGGAUCUUCUGAAUAUAGCGGAGCCUGAAAUUGACGCCGAAACGGGGAAGAAAGAAGAGGCAUUGCAGGAGCUGAAGAGAAUUGUGAAGGAGUUACAGGUCGAGGAUUUGACAAAGCGGCAAAUGGCUGCGGCUAGUGUGAGAUUGCUCGCAAAGGAAGACUUGGAAGUCAGAGGGACACUUGCAAUGCUUGGAGCGAUUCCUCCUCUGGUUAGAAUGCUUGAUUUGGAAGACGUCAAUUCUCAGAUCUCUUCGCUCUAUGCGUUACUCAAUCUUGGAAUCGGCAACGACGCAAAUAAAGCAGCCAUUGUAAAAGUCGGUGCUAUUCAUAAAAUGCUAAAGCUCAUUGAAUCACCAGCUGAUCCAGAUUCAUUCGUUUCUGAAGCGGUUGUUGCAAAUUUCCUUGGCUUGAGUGCUUUGGAUUCGAAUAAACCAAUAAUUGGAUCGUCGGGUGCGAUUCCUUUCCUGCUUAGAACCCUGGAAAAUUCACACAAAAAAAGUAGCCCCCAGGCUAAGCAAGAUGCUCUCCGAGCACUUUACAAUCUGUCAAUCUUCCCUGCCAACAUCUCAUUCAUAUUGGAAACAGACUCGGUUCCGUUUCUGAUAAACGCAAUAGGAGACAUGGAAGUAAGUGAAAGAAUUCUCUCAAUCCUAAGCAAUUUGGUAUCGACCCCUGAGGGUAGAAAAGCUAUAAGUGCUGUGCGCGGUGCAUUCCCCAUUCUGGUUGAUGUAUUGAAUUGGACAGAUUCGCCUGGAUGCCAGGAAAAAGCAUCUUAUAUUUUGAUGAUUAUGGCACACAAAGCCUAUAGUGACAGGCAGGCCAUGAUUGAGGCUGGGGUUGUCUCAUCAUUGCUUGAGUUGAUGCUUCUGGGCACUGCGUUGGCACAGAAAAGGGCCUCGAGAAUACUGGAACGCUUGAGAAUAGACAAAGGGAAGCAGGUAUCUGGGAGUUCCGGCGGAAACUUUAGUUCAACUGUAUCUGCUCCCAUUUGUGGCUCUUCGUCGUCUUGUACUAAGCCAGGUGAAAGUGGAAAGGAGUGUUUGGAAGAGGAGGAAGAUAUGAUGAGUGACGAGAAGAAGGCAGUGAAGCAAUUAGUCCAGCAGAGUUUGCAAAACAACAUGAGGAAAAUUGUGAAGAGGGCCAAUUUGCCCCAAGAUUUUGUUCCAUCGGAGCAUUUUAAGGCCCUCACUUCAGGAUCGACUUCAAAAAGCCUGCCAUUUUGAAGAAAUUGCUGCUGCUGAAGGCGAAGUUGAGAUUGAAGAGAAUGAAUCACGAAACACAGAUCUGAAUGAAGUGGUUGGAUGAGAAUCGAUCUGGCUGUAUGGAGAGAUGAGCUGUUCCUCGCAAAUAAAAUUCAAUGGCAUUUUGUCCCCACUAUGUAGAUAUUUACAUAUAUCAUGCUUGUUGUGGGGUACAGUCAGUUGUAAUGUUAUCUUCUUUGUGGUGCUUUUAAUUUUGCCGACCUUUUUUAAUGUAUAUAUUCCCAUGUUAAUGUCAUGUUAGAUUCUUAAAGCUCUUGUUGCUCUUGGAUCAUAUGCCAUUCGUACUAUUUACUUUCUCUGAAGAA